Echinops telfairi (small Madagascar hedgehog) is the source of this 7036-nucleotide messenger RNA. RefSeq names its product zinc finger protein 654 (gene ZNF654). The record is from RefSeq and is a predicted model, not a curated record. Bases 503 to 3307 code for a protein of 934 amino acids. The transcript is spliced from 8 exons. Gene Ontology annotation, biological process: regulation of transcription by RNA polymerase II. Gene Ontology annotation, cellular component: nucleus. NCBI's taxonomy places the organism in Eukaryota, Metazoa, Chordata, Mammalia, Afrosoricida, Tenrecidae. Gene Ontology annotation, molecular function: DNA binding; DNA-binding transcription factor activity, RNA polymerase II-specific.
CGGCAGCGGCGAGGGGAUCAGCAGUCGGGAUUACUGCCGACGCUUCUGUCAGGUGGUUGAAGAUUAUGCUGGAAGAUGGCAAGUCCCUUUGCCACAGCUUCAGGUUCUACAGACUGCACUUUGUUGUUUUACAUCAGCCAGUGCAUCGUUCCCAGAUGAGUGUGAGCACGUACAGUAUGUUUUGAGUAGUCUUGCUUUGAGUUUCUUUGAGUUGCUGCUAUUUUUUGGAAGAGAUGAAUUUUAUGAAGAGCCCUUAAAAGACAUUCUUGGAUCAUUCCAGGAAUGCCAGAAUCACCUCCGCAGAUAUGGAAAUGUGAAUCUGGAACUGGUGACUCGAAUCAUUAGAGAUGGUGGCCCAUGGGAAGAUCCAGUGUUGCAAGCUGUUCUUAAAGCCCAGCCAGCAUCUCAGGAGAUAGUGAACAAAUACUUAAGCUCUGAAAAUCCACUGUUCUUUGAGCUGCGUACCAGAUACCUAAUUGCUUGUGAACGCAUACCAGAAGCAAUGGCUCUUAUUAAAUCUUGCAUAAAUCAUCCAGAAAUCAGUAAAGACUUGUACUUCCAUCAAGCACUCUUCACGUGUCUGUUUAUGUCACCUGUAGAAGAUCAGGUAUUCCGGGAGCAUUUGUUGGCAACUGAUUGUAAGAGUAGAAUCGAUAUCAUCUGUAAUACUGAAAAGGAAGGCAAGACUAUGUUAGCCUUGCAACUAUGUGAAUCCUUUCUUAUUCCACAGCUCCAGAAUGGAGAUAUGUACUGUAUCUGGGAGUUGAUUUUCAUAUGGAGCAAACUACAGCUUAAAUGUAAUCCUUCAAAACAAGUUUUUGUAGAUCAGUGCUACCAGCUUUUAAGAACAGCAACUAAUGUGAGAGUCAUAUUUCCUUUCAUGAAAAUCAUUAAAGAUGAGGUUGAAGAAGAAGGCUUACAAAUUUGUGUUGAAAUAUGUGGUUGUGCUCUACAACUAGACCUUCAUGACGAUCCCAAAACUAAAUGUCUCAUCUAUAAAACAAUUGCUCACUUCUUGCCAAAUGAUUUGGAGAUCCUCAGAAUUUGUGCACUCUCAAUAUUUUUUCUUGAGCGUUCCCUGGAAGCAUAUCAUACUGUUGAACAGCUUUACAAGCAUCCAGAUGAAGAAUAUAAUGAAGGCACAAGUAGUGUUCAAAAUCGUGUUCGCUUUGAGUUACUUCCAAUUUUGAAGAAGGGGUUGUUUUUUGAUCCUGAAUUUUGGAACUUUGUAAUGAUUAAGAAAAACUGUGUAGCAUUAUUGAGAGAUAAAUCAGCAGUUAAAUUUUUAAGUGAACGUACACUGGAAAAUUCCACAGGCAAUCUGAAAAAGACAGUGGAACGACAAGGUUUCAAUGAAGGGCUUGACUGUUUUACAGAUCCCACUACUGGAGAGUUUUACCUUGAUGACAUAUUUGGAGUGCAAUCUAAAGGUCAUACUAAUCCAAAGAAAAGCUUAACUGUACUUAAUGCUUCUAAAGUAGAUCACAAUGUCCCCAGGCAUCGGUGUGUGCUAUGCAACAAGGAGUUUCUAGGUGGUCACAUUGUAAGGCAUGCCCAGGCUCAUCAAAAAAAGGGCAGUUUUUCAUGUGUAAUAUGUGGAAGGAAAUUUAGAAACAGAGGACUUAUGCAGAAGCACUUAAAAAAUCAUGUUAAGAAAAUUCAGAGACAGCAAAUUGCUGUAGCUCAACAGGAGGAUCAGGCAGUCCCUGUUUUGGAAGAAAUAAAUUGUUCUGAUUCUUCAAUUUCAUAUGAAAAUGGAAAUACUGAUAAUAAGAAUUUGGAAGUAAAGUCAGUUGCUGCUUCCACUGAUGGAAACAAAGAUGUCAUCUCUGAGCAUGUGACCGAAUUCAUAGAAAUUCCUGUAAGUGUACCCGAAGAUGUUAUUGAGAACAUUAUUAAAAUUGGCAGCUCUGAUACUCAAGUUCUAGAACCUCUGCCUGUAUGUGAAGAUGAUGAUGAAGAGGAGGAAGAAGGUGAUUAUGAGGAAGAUGAUUAUGAUCUGAAUCAAGAAACUUCAGUGCUUCAUAAAAUCAAUGGAACUGUGUGCCAUCCUAAAGACAUAUAUGCUACUGAUCAAGAAGGAAACUUUAAGUGCCCUGCCUUUGGCUGUAUCAGGAUAUUUAAAAAAAUUGGAUUUCUAAAUAAGCAUGCAAGGACUGUACAUCCAACUGAUUUAAAUGUACGGCAAACAGUUAUGAAGUGGAGCAGAGGAAAAUGUAAAUUUUGUCAGAGGCAGUUUGAAGAUUCACAACAUUUCAUAGAUCACCUUAAUAGACACAGCUAUCCAAAUGUGUACUUUUGCUUACAUUUUAAUUGUGGCGAGUCCUUUAAGCUGCCAUUCCAGCUUGCUCAGCAUACAAAAAGUCACAGGAUAUUUCAAGCUCAGUGUAGUUUUCCAGAAUGUCAUGAGCUUUUUGAAGAUCUUCCUCUCCUAUAUGAACAUGAAGCUCAGCACUACUUAAGUAAAACACCUGAGUCAUCUGCACAACCAAGUGAGUCAAUUUUAUGGGAUGGUCUUACAGACUCAAAUCCUAAUCAUCAGGAAAAAGACUCAUCUCGUAACGAGACACAAACUAUUAGUCUGCCAGUUUCUACUAGCAAAUUAAGGAACGAUUAUAUGGAACCAAAGACAUGUAUAGCAAGUACAGAAAAGAAAGUAGACAGUUUAGCUCAGAAUGGAAACGAACAUUCUGAUGAUGCUGUUUCAGAUACAAGCUUGAUAGACCAAAAGAUGCCUGACAUAGAGCCAAAUUCUGAAAAUAAUUGUACCACUAGUGAUCAAUUAAUCAAUGGACACAGUGAAAUAGGACAGACACCUUUAAUUUCAUCAGAUCCUGCUUUGAAAAUUGACACAAAUAGAACCAGGACAGAAAAUGGUUCCAUUUUACCGAAUGUUGUACCACAAGAACUCAGUACCCUGCCAGUGUCUCAGGCACCUUCCAAACCAAAUCUGACCAGUGAACAGACUUCAUAUGGCUUAAUUUUAACAAAGCCAUAUGUCAGACCAUUGCCUCCCAGUUACCUUGAUGAACGGUAUUUAAGUAUGCCAAAACGCCGAAAAUUUCUGACUGAUAAAGUAGAUGCCUGUUCGGAUCAAGAUAAUGUUUGUAAAAAGUCAAUGAAAAGAUUAAGAUGUGGCAAAUGCCUGACCACCUACUGUAAUGCAGAAGCACUUGAGGCUCACCUUGCACAAAAGAAAUGUCAGACACUCUUUGGAUUUGAUUCAGAUGAUGAAAGUAAGUCUUCUGUCUUUUCAGUAGGUAUAUCUGGAGACAUAGAAAAUGCUUUAAUAGAUUUAUAUAGUUAAACAAAUGAACAUUGUAUAGCACAAGUAAUAAAAACCAUUACUCUAAAGGUUAUUGUAAUAUACAUAAUGACCAUGAGGUGAUAAUCUUUUCCUGUUUUAUAAAUCAAGCAAUGAAAUUCACAAAAGUUAAGUACUUUGGGGUAGGCUCAGGCCAGUGAACUGUAGAAGAACACUUGAACCACAAGUCUUUCACACUCAUUGAUCAUACUUUUCACUAUUAUCAAAAGCUUUUCUUUAUUCCAAGUUUAUUGUAGUGAAAUGUCUAGAAACAGAAUGAUUAUGAUGAAAACAUGUUUUCAUCUACAUUUCAGAAUUUAAGCUUAGAUGAACAGUAAUAAAAAUGAAAAAUAAGCAAACAGUAAUUUAAAAAGAAAAAGCAAUGAAAGUUAAGCUAAGAGCAAUAUACUUUGAAUGAAGAAGGGUAUAAAUUAAACAGAAAUCUGACUUAGAAUUUCAUUUAAAUCUAUAUUCAGUUUGAAUUAACAGAAAUGUUCUAUUUUACAGGUGCCUGAUAAAAAUUGUUUCAGAAAGAUCUAUCAAGCAGUAGUAUGAAAAAAAAAGCACUACAAGAAAAUGCAUCGUCAGUUUGCUAUUUCCCUGAUGGCCUUAAUUUUAGAACGGUCUUGGAUUACUAAAGAUAAAAUCAAAGCACAUUUUCUAUAAUGAACUUAUAGGAAUGUGCAGUUUUAAACUCCUAAAGGGUUACUGCAGAACUCCCAAAGUACCAGCUAUCCAAUAAACCACACUUAAAAUUAGUUUGUGAUAAUUUAUAGCAGCAUGUUCAGUUUCAUAUGUGUGAGAAAGGUGUUCAAGCGAUUAGUCAGAAAGAAGAACCAACUAUGGCCUUACAGAAAGGGAAGUUAACCCAUUUUUUUUUAAAAGGUUGAUUUAUGAUUAAAGUAUUGUUAAGAAUGAAACUUGUUUUCCUUUUAUGCAUCAUCUGGUCAUGUACUCCCUUCUGGUCAAACGGUGUAAGGAACAAUUGCUAUUUGGUUUGUGCUAUAAUUUAGAAACUGAUUCAUUAAAAUAAAAUUUGAUUCAUCACCAUAUUAUACAUUAAAUAUUGUAACUUGUUUCCAGGUGAUUAGACAGGCAAGAGAAAAUUCAAUUAAUGAAUUUAAAUGCCAACAUUUUAAAUAAAAUUAAAAUACAUUGAAAACCACUCGCUUGCUAAUAAGUUCUUGAUAGGACCUUCCAUUUUUGUAACAAAUUAUGCUUAAAAGGCAGCAGUGUCGGUUAAAAAGAAAAAAUAAAGCCAUCAUUCUUCGUAAAUAGGGUCAGCAAAAAAAAGACUCUCAAAGAGGUGGAUUGACACAGCUGCAACAUAGCAUACGCAUCAGUGAUUGUGAGGGGACGGUGCAGAACUAGGUGGUGGUUGAUUCUUUCAUACAAGGGGCUGCCAUGAGUCGGAACUAACUUGACAGCCCCUAGUAACAAAAACCAUCAGUAACUGGGGAAACAGGAGGAAUCUAAGACCAUUUCAGGCUACACAGUUGAGGAAAACACUGAAUUGCAAAUUCUUCAAUGUGAAUAAUGGUAUAAGCACACUGGGAUAUUUCUAUUUGAAUAUAGAAUAGUAUUAGGAUAGUGCUUGGUGACUUAUCAUAAAGUCUUUAGGCAUUAAUGUGAGUUACCUAAGCACAGUCUAUAAGGAUAACUGGCUUAAAAAAUAUAUAUGUCAGCUAUGAAUCAGGAAAAAUAUUCAUUGAUAUUAUCCAAUUAGGAGAUUUAACUCCCCAAAUAAGCCAUACUACUCAUGCUUUUUGGUUCAGUAGAGAUGAAUUUGAUCUGAACAGUAAUUUUUAUAUCUACAAAAAUAUUUGCAUAAGAACAUGAGAUGUGUCGAUGAAUUCUUUGCCUUGGUGACCAGUAAUUUUCCUAAGGAAGAUUGUAACUAAAUAGUCAAUAAAUUGUUAAAACAAUACAUGUUUUUAAAAAUACCAUUUGAAAUUAGAUGUUUUCUGCUUGUCCUUUCUUGAAAAGGGGAAGCCUAAGAACCUCCUCCUAUCUAGUACAACUAGUAUAUUGUUAAUCUGCAGGCAUGAAAAGUACAAAAAUGGAAAGGACAUUUUUUAAAUGGAGCUAUUAAUGCACCCGUAGCAACUAAAUAUAUUCGGUUUUUCCAACUGAUAACUCUUUUGUUCAAAGCAGAUAAUCUCAUCAGGCCCUCCUAUAACAAAUUUCAAAUUCUCAGCAAUCAGAUUACUGACAACUUGGGACAUUUCUUCCUGGGUAUCAUCCAGACUUUAUUGAAUUAGGAUUUCAAGGUCAUUAAACAGCAGAUGACCUAGAACUUUUUUUGUACUAAUUAAUUUAUCAAAGAGUAUCACUAUGCAAUUAUGGUCAGAAGUUCAUUCCAAUACAAUUUGUUGUUUUUUUUUGUUUUGUUAAUGUAGCCUAUAUUAGGCUGUAGAAUUUAUAUUUAAGUAAUUAAAACUCAAGUCAGAUUUCUUAAUCCUUUCUGUCAACUAUACAAAAAGUUUUCCAUACUUUCUGACAAUAAAAAUAUAGUAAAUUCUAUUUCAGUUCAGUUUUUAAAGUAUCUGAUGUAAUAAAAAGCUCGUUUGAAACUUGUUUAUUUGGAAAUGUUUUUCUUGAACUAUAGUUUUUGAUUUGUACAUUUUCCAAAAGUUUGAAAUACCUUUUAAAAUUUUAUCACUUUUUUUAAUAGAAGUUGUAACCACUGGCAUAAAUACAUGCCCACAAAUUUUUAACAUUUUCAUUAAUUUCCCAGUUCACACUAAGAUGCUUUUAAACAUAUCCCACUAUUUUGUUGUCUUUAAUUUGAGGUUUUAUGUCUCCUUUUGUUCUAACAGAACGGUUUCUGAAAGGAGGAGGGCAAAUUGGUUAUAUAUAGCUAAAUCAAAGGUUUGAAAAAUUCUAUUUGACCAGGUUUCAACCUCUAUAUAUUUCUCCAAUAAUCUCUAUUGAAAGAAUAUGUACAUUUUAAUAUUAUGUGUCAUGUAAAACAUCAACCUAAAUCAUUUUUGCUUUUAUGGGGUACAUAAACUCCCACAGUCCUAAUUUGGAAUUCAGAAGAAAGCUCUUUUUAUUCACGGAAUCUGCUGGGUUUCUUCCUACUUUGCUACUCCUGUUUCAACAAUGUUGAUCUUUUAUGGACCAAAUUUCAAACCCUUGUUUUUAAAUAAAAAUUUCCUUUAAGAAAUUAAACCGUAAUUUUCUACCGUGUUUUAGUGAGAUCAAGAAAAUAGCAAAUCUGAGGUUUUGCUGCUUGGAUGUGGUGGAGGAAGAAAAAGGGGCAUUUUGUGGGCAAGGACACUGGUACUUUGGGCUUUAGCCAUAUUCAUUUAAACCAAUUAAAUAAUUUGAGUAGAUAACUUAGAACAUUCAACUUUGAUUUUUUUUUUCCCCAUCACACUGAAGGUUCAGCUGUACUCCUUUCAUGUUUGGUUUAAUACUGUAUGGAUGAAAACCUCAAAGAUGAUAGUGUUUAUUUUUUAAUUUAUUAGGUACUGUAAAAACACUUCAGAAUGAUUAAUGCUGCAUAUGCAUUUUGGAAUUGUUAACAUGACAGAUAUUAAGAUUCAGCAAGAAAGGAAAUUUGUGCUUCCUUGUUGAACAUUAAAUUGUUUCACUUUGCAUUUUAUAAGAGUACAAGUUAAAACUGAGCCAUUGAACUGCAAUAAAAUCAACAAUAGUGUUUCAUUUCAAGAAAUUUUUUUGUAUUGUACAUAGAUUUGUUCAAUAAAACAUUGUCCUUGUUGGUAA